GAUCGAUCCAUCUGGACGACAGCAUCCACGGCACCGACUCCACAGCGCCCGCACCAUCGAGAUCAUCGACCGGAUCCACACCAUCCGCUCGUCAACGAGUCCGCUAGCCCAAGCCGUGCCGUCCCCCUGUGUUCUGAGCAAUGGUUGCCGAUCCCGACCCCACCCCGACCGAGAAUGCGUUCCAGGACAGCGACACCCAACCCAUUCCAAUCGAUGGCAGCAUGAUGGAGGGCGGUGGUCAAAUUUUGAGAUACACAACCGCUCUCAGCUGCUUGCUUCGAAAGCCCAUCCAUGUCACAAAUAUUCGAGCAAACCGCAGCAAGCCAGGACUAAGGCCCCAACACCUGGCAGGAAUCCUCAUGCUCAGGGACCUGUCCGAGGCCGAUCUGACAGGCGGGAAGGUGGAUUCCCAGGAAAUCAGCUUCCGGCCGUCCCGCCUGAAGUCUGGGGUCUACAGCGUCGAUAUCGGAACAGCCGGUUCCAUCAGUCUCCUGAUCCAGAUUGCCUUGCCGUGUCUCCUCUUUGGUGGUGGGGAAAGCACCAUCUCAAUGACUGGUGGAACGAAUGCUCCUCUGGCGCCGCAGAUUGACGAGUUCGAGACGGUAUUCCUGCCCGUGGUCACCAAGCAUUUUGGCUUCACAGCAAGCAUCUCCGUGCUGUCUCGAGGAUACAUGCCCGUUGGCGGUGGACAAGUCAACCUGAAAGUGCAUCCCGUCGGCAACAAGGGACUGACUCCGAUGGUUCUCACCGACCGAGGCAAAGUCGUGCGUGUGCAUGGACGGGUCUUUGUCGCUGGCGUGCUGCCCAUGCAGAUCGCCAAGGACAUCCGAAGUGGCAUCCUGAGCGUACUGCAGCCGUAUCUAUCCGACAAGGUGGUGCUGAACAUCGAGCUGACCCAAGACACGACCGCUCGCAGGGGCGGAAAUGCCAGUGGCGCCAUUCUUUGGGCCGUAACUGACACAGGAUGCAUCCUGGGCUCGUCGACCCUGGGUGAAAAACGGACCAAGCCCAAGCGCAGUGGCGUGAUGGUGGCCGAGAGCCUGAUCAAGCAGCUCGAGUUUGGCGGAUGCGUUGAUGAGCACGUCCAGGACCAAAUCAUCAUCUUCAUGGCGCUGGCUGCCGGCACAUCGCAUGUCGUCACAGGCCCGCUGACAAGCCAUACCGAGACCGCCAUCAAAGUGAUGAGUGACCUCUCCGAGGCCCGCUUUGAGACUUCCGCCCUGGACGACGGUCGGGUCGAGAUUGUGUGCCGCGGAAUCGGGCUCGGAUGUCCUCCUCGAGACUAUUGAGGCGGCGCAUUGCAGCGGCAGCAUUGAUGUGCUGUUCGCCUGGAUGCAACAAGUGCCGUUUUUGGUGUCGAUAGCCACUCUGUUUUGGGAUCAUGAAUACAUCCACUCUCUUCAUUCCAGUGCCGCCGGG
Polychytrium aggregatum is the source of this 1419-nucleotide messenger RNA. RefSeq names its product Rtcd1 protein. Gene Ontology annotation, cellular component: nucleus. The record is from RefSeq and is a predicted model, not a curated record. The transcript has 13 exons. Gene Ontology annotation, molecular function: RNA-3'-phosphate cyclase activity. Gene Ontology annotation, biological process: RNA processing. Lineage: Eukaryota; Fungi; Chytridiomycota; Chytridiomycetes; Polychytriales. Bases 141 to 1289 code for a protein of 382 amino acids.